AUUUACAGGGCGGUCUGUGUCUCCCAGACUCAGCUCUUUAAGCUUUAGGAAUGGACACUCUCGCAGAAGCCCUCGCCGGAAGCUUCUCAGUUUCUUCACAACUUAACAGUACAUCCGCUCCCCACCCACGACUGGCACAGUACAAGGGAAAAUACAGCUCUCUAGAGCAGAGUGAACGCAGGAGGAAACUUCUGGAAUUACAAAAAGCAAAACGAUUAGACUAUAUAAACCAUGCCCGCCGGCUGGCUGAAGGGGACUGGACAGAGCAAGAGGAAGAAAAGAUAGACAACAAACAGGAAAAAGAAAAAGAAGAUGGAGUGGAGAGUGAAGGGGAGGAGAUGGAUGUGGAUGCUGGCAAGAAGCUGCCAAAACAUUAUGCUAACCAGCUAAUGCUGUCUGAGUGGUUAAUAGAAGUCCCACCAGACCUGGCUGAUCUCUGGCUUCUUGUAGUGUGCCCCACUGGAAAGCGUUCCUUAAUUGUGGCAUCUAGGGGCUCCACUGCAGCUUACACUAAGAGCGGAUAUUGUGUAAACAGAUUUCCUUCACUGUUACCAGGUGGAAACAGACACAACAGCUCCACUGGCAAAGAUUACACCAUUUUGGACUGUAUAUACAAUGAGGCAUUGCGGACCUAUUAUGUGUUAGAUGUCAUGUGUUGGAGAGGACACCCAGUUUAUGACUGCCAGACUGAAUUUCGCUUUUAUUGGCUUCAGUCAAAACUUCAGGAACAGGAUGGACUUGGUGAUAUUUCCAAGCGGAACCCAUUCAAGUUUAUCGGUUUGCAGAACUUCUCCUGCUGCCUGGAUUCUAUACAGAAUGUUCUAAUGCAAACAUUCCCCUACCAGGUGGAUGGACUUCUCUUCUACCACAAGCACACCCAUUACACUCCAGGCAGCACUCCACUGAUAGGGUGGCUACGUCCAUAUAUGGCUCCUGACAUACUGGGCUUUCCUCCUCCACCAGGACCGCUUACAGAGAAGCCAGCAUAUGCACAGGAGCAGAUGCGGCAAAUCUUAGAACACAAGAAGGAAGGGAAGGGAACAGCAGAAGGUGGCCGAUAUGAACUAGAACAUCUCUCCACCAUCUCUUCAGCUCAAAUGAGUGAAGGGCUAGAAGGGGAGGAAGGACCAAAGACUUGCACCAGCCAGAAUCCCUCCAGUUCCUCUAGAAUGGAUUCAUCUUGAGCUGCUAUGCCCACUCAUAGAUAUGUAUCUUUAUUGUGGCACAGCAGCAUUUCCUCCAGUGGAAUGUUUUUGUCUAUCAUGGACAUCGCUUUCUUUGUCACAAGGAACAUUUAUUUAAAAU
Nanorana parkeri is the source of this 1305-nucleotide messenger RNA. It is a transcript of the gene SNUPN, whose product is annotated as snurportin 1. Gene Ontology annotation, molecular function: protein binding; nuclear import signal receptor activity. Bases 51 to 1184 code for a protein of 377 amino acids. Gene Ontology annotation, biological process: snRNA import into nucleus; protein import into nucleus. The record is from RefSeq and is a predicted model, not a curated record. Gene Ontology annotation, cellular component: nucleus; cytoplasm. Lineage: Eukaryota; Metazoa; Chordata; Amphibia; Anura; Dicroglossidae. The transcript has 8 exons.